Molecule: messenger RNA, 890 nt
Organism: Vigna angularis (adzuki bean)
Lineage: Eukaryota; Viridiplantae; Streptophyta; Magnoliopsida; Fabales; Fabaceae
Exons: 1
Coding region: 239-655 (138 amino acids)
Biological process (GO): regulation of DNA endoreduplication
Source: RefSeq, a predicted model, not a curated record
CCAACCAAAAACACUUAUCACUAUCUUUCUCUUCCUACCAUUCUUUACAGUGUUUCUCGCUCUAAUCCUACCCUUCUCUCUUUCUCUCUCCUCCUCAACCUUCAAACCCUUCCAACGCACGCUUUCAAAGCUUUCCGUAAAGUUUUUCAACCCCGAACCCUGUCUAUAUAAACACCAACAAACGCAGUUUCACGCACUUCACGUUGAGUAAAUUUUUUUCCCAUCCAACAUCGAAACCAUGUCCACCGACUUCCACCUCCACCACGACUUGCCCAAGCUCCGAAUCGCCGCCGUCAAAAUCGACGACGUCCCCUCCGACCACCACCUCGAUGCCCUCGUCUCCUCCUCCGUCGUCACGCGAGCCGACAACCAAACCCAACAAGAGGAAACCGUCGCCGUCGCCGUCACCGUCACCGUCCCCGCCGACGCACCCACCGUCGCCGAAGAGGACGAGAGCUACCGCACCCCGACGUCUAAGGAGAGCAAAAUUCCCGCGAUCAUGAGCUGCCCGCCGGCCCCGCGGAAGCCGAAGGCCUUCGCCUCGUGCAAAAGAAAGCUUUUUGACGACUUUCAGUUCUUCGAUGUGACGAAUAAGGAGGACAUGGACGCGUUUUUCAGAUCCACUUUUCCCAAGAGGAGCUGCACCUGUACAUGAACACUUCAACCUAAGCUCCCUCGAACACCCACACCUCGGACCCUGCUAAACUCCGUAAAUUACACAAUUUUUUUUAUCCAAUUCCACUUUGGUCAAUUUCUUCCUUCUUUUUCUUUCUUUAAUUUUGGUUUUUUUAUAUGUUAUAUAUAUUUCACUUUGUAUAAGAUGUGAAAUAUUGGAUCCCCAAUCGUAUAUGUUCAUUAAUCCAAUCAACAUAGCGUUGAAUUCUCUGGAA